AGCACAAACAGGUAACUUCAGUUCCGCCUCGGAAACAAAAUAUUUUCGUGUGGUCAUCCCGCCAAAGACACGGACACAGACACGGAAGGAGAGAGAGGUGUUCGGCUGCCACCAGACCUCCUGUUUAAGCAAAUGUCUUGCAACCUGUGAAAAUCCCUACAAAGAUGAAUCUUCACAAGAAGGAUGGAAAGGGAGAGACUCUUCUGCACAAAGCAUGCAAAAGAAAAGAUCUGGUACGAAUCAAGGCUUUGAUUCAAGCUGGGAUCAGCGUCAACAUUGUGGAUAAUGCAGGCUGGACUGCUCUCCAUGAGGCUUCUGCUGUGGGUAAUGAGGCAGUGGUUGAAGAGCUGUUGCUGGCCGGUGCUAAUGUUAAUGCUAGAAGCUUUGAUGGUGUCACACCCCUACAUGAUGCUGCAGCCUCUGGACACUAUCAGGUAGUGAAGCUUCUUCUCCAGUAUGGGUCGAACGCCACUGACAGGAAUGUCAGUGGCCUCAGUGCACUAGACAUGGCGGAGGAGGAGAAUAUCAAAGAGCUGCUCCUAACUUUCCAAGCAUCGUCUGUUAUGCAUGAGCGGCCUUGUGAGGCACCUGCACAGUACAGUCAAGCAGGUGAAACACCCUCAGGCGCUCACUGCCAGAGCAGCUUCGGUCCCAGCCACAAUGACACGGCAGAAGAAUCAAGUGACAGAGAUGGAGGCAGACAGCCUGGUGACAUUCAGCUGAGGAAGACAGACCUCACCACUGAUUGUCUGAAUCAGUCAGAGGUCAUAACAGCAGUUUUGGAGGAUGUGGGAAGGAACCAAAUGGAAAUGUCAACUUGGCCUUUUGCAGAUCCAGAGGAUGCAGGCCAAUAUCAUGCUGCUCUAUCACAAAUCCACUACGUGCUGAUUGAGGUGCUCACCAGGCAGCGUUUGGAGAACGAUAAUCUUCGCCACAAAUACCGGGGUGUUACUGACUACCUUCAGCAACGUUUGUUGAAAAGUCAGCUCGUCUCCCUGGCAGCACGUCAGAGGACCUUGGUGGAAAUCCUCCAGAAGCAAAUGCAUUUGGUAGAGAUGUAUACUGCCAAGAAGGCCCAACUUUCCACACAGCCUUCCAACCAUCCAAGCAGUACAGCAGUGACACAUCAGCAAGAUCCCUUCUUCUCUCCAGCUUCCACAACAGCCUCUGCUAAUGCUUCUCAAAUGCAUAGCUUUUAUCAAGACAGUCAAAGAAAGGAAAGCAAUAGAAAAAACUCUGAUGUGCUGAAUAAGGAAGCCGGCAGCUUUCUGAGCUGCGCCCUACGACCAGGGAAUUCUUCACAAUGCACCAGCUUUCAGAUGAAAGGAAGAAAUGCACGAGCUGAAGACAGCAGCAGACAUCUCUCUCAGGACAAAAGGGCUGGAGUUAUGCCAUCUGGUAGAACUUUGCAGAUACCGUUGAAGGGUCAGAGGCACCUCACUCAUGUGCUGGGUGAUGGCUCAAUAAAGGACAGUAAAGGGAAGUCCCACCUGACUCAAGAACAUUGGCCAAAGCGUAUUGCUGGUAACAAUAUCCCUGUCAGCUCAGCAUAUGCCUGGGACAAGGUGACACAUCAUGAGGACUAUGUUGAACACUGCAAGGCUGGCUCUUUUCAGGAGGCACUGCCCACAGAGCCAACCACCUUGGACCGCAUCAUGAACGUCAAAAUAAUCCAUUUGGUUGAAGAUGAGGAACUAAUGCCAAUAGCUAUGCUGGACUACUACUGGGAGAAGCUCGAGUGUGAAGACUGGGAGAAUACAUUUUCAUAAUUAUCUCUCCUGGUCAGAAGAUAUGCGAAACAAGGUUUUUCAUAAAAGCAUGAAACUUGGUACACUUGCACAGUUUGGGACCCUGAACAUUUUCAGAAAUUAUACUAUAUACUACAUCAGUCAUUGUUCAGAUUAACAGUUAAUGGUGAAUUCAGAUACGUUGUGAUACGACAGAAAACCUUUUACUUCUUCACAGAAGUAUGAAACUAGGUACAGUUGUGAUAGUACAGUGUUAGUACAGUUUGAGGCCCUGAACAUUUUCACAUAUGGAGCCAUUGCGAUAUUGUCAUGUGUCAGCCCUGUUGGCCAUUUUAUUUCACACCAUAACUGAAUUGUUAAUUUUGCAUCAUAUCUCCUCAACCAAAUACGACAACACAUACAAAGACAACUUCUGUUCAGGGCCCCAACCUGUCCAAGUUUACCAAGAUUCAUGCUUUUAUGAAAGAUGUAAAAUGGUUCACCUCAGAUUUGGCAUCUAUCCCCAUAGUUUGUUCAUAACCUCUUGUCAUGAUAAUUUAACUUGGUGAGCUUUAAUUAUUUAACUAAUUUGUAUGAUCAUUUUACUAAACUCAUUGUGAUUGCAGUAAAUAAAGGUCACAAUGUGAGUUCCACUGGGUAAAAGGGAUAAAAAGAGACUCUGUUGUAUGGGGUUCACUCAGUUCAAUAUCCCACAGUAUGUUCAGUUACUUGUAUAGUAUUUUUAUUAAAAUACACUUUGACUUGUUAGUGGCAUUUAAGCAAAAUAAUAAAUACACAGUUAAAGCAUGUUUAAAUGUGUGGUUAAAAGUUAUGUAACACAUAUUUUAUUAAAAUUCUUUGAAAAGA
This is a messenger RNA of Acanthopagrus latus (yellowfin seabream), 2594 nucleotides long. RefSeq names its product ankyrin repeat domain-containing protein 31-like. The record is from RefSeq and is a predicted model, not a curated record. Gene Ontology annotation, molecular function: protein binding. The coding region runs from base 165 to 1769 and encodes 534 amino acids. NCBI's taxonomy places the organism in Eukaryota, Metazoa, Chordata, Actinopteri, Spariformes, Sparidae. The transcript has 11 exons.